UCGAAAUACUUAAUACGUACAAAAAUUGACCUCGCACAGUUGCAACCUUAAUAAAAAAAAAUAAAAAAAAAACAAUUUUCAAUAUUAAAAUAAAGAUAGAUGCACAUUAAUAUAUUUUGAAACAUGUAUAUUUUCUGUUGGUGUUUCAAAUUCGAAGCGUGUUCUGAAGUGUGUUUAUUUUAGCUCUCUUAUAGUAGUUUUCGGUAAUACUUUCUUCUUUUUUUUUGUGUGGGGACAGAGUUUUUUGGUCUCGUUGGUUUUCCAAGAGCUGAAGGAAUGUUCACACUUUUUCCCCGCCUCGGAUUUCGGAAUUGACAAAAUAUCAAGAAGAUACUUUAAACGAAUACCCAUUGGAGAAAUAAGAGCAAUACAAAAUAUUUUCUCUCAAAAAUUCCUUUAAACAAAAUUGUUUGAAUUCAAAAAUAAGUUUAUUAAAACUUAGUGUCGGUGUUCAUAUAGUUGUUUGAAUUUGAUAAAAUGUUUUAGAAGAAAAGUGUAGACAAAACAAAAAAAAUUAUAAAGAUUAUUAUCUAAAAUAAAAUUCAAAAUUAUCUCUUCUUUAUUCUUGAAUGCCCAUGAGAUUAAAGUAACUUUAAGUGCGGUUUUCAGGACUGUUUGCCUAUAAGCUAGUUUUUUAUAAAAUGAAAACCCUUGAAGAGGGUGUGUCUUAAUACAAAAGAAAACUAAUUGAAACUUAAAAAAAUUAAUUAAUUACAUAUAGGAUACAUAGCACUGAAAUCUAGUAAGUAGGAGCUCAUUUUGAAAAUAAUAAAAUAAUAACACAUAACAAGUGAAAAUAAAGCAACCCGAAAUGGCGAACUUUUAACAACACGAAAGCUAGAAAUCCUAACUAUACAAAAUGACUACACAAAAAUAAAACGAAUUUCAAAAAUAAUACAAAAAUUACGUUUCAAAACAUUCAGGGAAUAAAAGCAAAAACAAAAAUGAAACAAAUAUGCAAUAAACACAACAAACAAAGCUAACAUAAUGAAUCAAUAAAUUAGCAUAAAUAUUAUAUUUCAAAAGAACAAAAACAAAAAGAAAAAAUCCUGAAUUAAGAAAAGAAAAUAUCAUACAAUUUUUUUCAAAAUAAGUUUAUCAUCUAUAUCAUUAAAUCUAAGUUAUAUUGAAAAUUGAAAAAAAAACCAUGCGCCAUCCUUUAAGGUACACUAAAUUAUAAAAGAACAAUUUUUUUAAAUACAACGGAAAGUUAAGAACAAGUUAAAAAGAUUUUUUGGCGGGAAAAAAUCUGUCAAAGAAGAGCGGCGUUUAUUUUUAAUUCUGUUCGAUUUUAAAACAUUCCACCACACAGUAUGGCCUCGGUCGCCGCUUGGCUGCCAUUUGCACGGGCGGCGGCCAUCGGUUGGGUGCCGAUAGCAACGCAUCCCCUCCCACCACCACCUAUACCAAAAGAUCGCCGAAAAACCGACGACGAAAAACUACUAAUAAACGUUUCUGGGCGCCGUUUUGAAACAUGGCGUAAUACUUUGGAAAAAUACCCAGACACACUGCUCGGCUCAAAUGAACGUGAAUUUUUUUACGAUGAAGAUUGCAAAGAAUAUUUUUUCGAUCGAGAUCCGGAUAUAUUCCGUCAUAUACUCAAUUAUUAUCGAACUGGUAAAUUGCAUUAUCCGAAACAUGAAUGUCUCACAAGCUAUGAUGAAGAAUUGGCAUUCUUUGGAAUUAUGCCCGAUGUAAUCGGUGAUUGUUGUUACGAAGAUUAUCGUGACCGCAAGCGUGAAAAUGCCGAACGCUUAAUGGAUGACAAGCUAUCAGAAAAUGGUGAUCAAAAUUUGCAGCAAUUAACAAAUAUACGCCAGAAAAUGUGGCGAGCCUUUGAAAAUCCUCAUACAUCAACGGCUGCAUUGGUAUUUUAUUAUGUUACCGGAUUUUUUAUUGCGGUUUCUGUGAUGGCGAAUGUAGUGGAAACAGUUCCUUGCGGCCAUCGACCAGGCCGGGCUGGAACACUGCCAUGCGGCGAACGCUAUAAAAUUGUUUUCUUUUGCUUGGAUACCGCAUGUGUUAUGAUAUUUACCGCCGAGUAUUUAUUAAGAUUGUUUGCGGCACCGGAUCGUUGUAAAUUUGUACGCAGUGUUAUGAGUAUUAUUGAUGUGGUGGCCAUUUUGCCAUAUUAUAUUGGCCUUGGUAUAACUGACAACGAUGAUGUGUCGGGGGCGUUCGUAACGCUUCGUGUAUUCCGAGUUUUUCGUAUUUUUAAAUUUUCGCGACAUUCGCAGGGUUUGCGUAUUCUUGGUUAUACGUUAAAAUCAUGUGCUUCCGAGCUGGGCUUUCUUGUGUUUUCACUGGCCAUGGCUAUUAUUAUUUUCGCAACCGUUAUGUUCUAUGCUGAGAAAAAUGUUAAUGGAACGAAUUUCACAUCGAUACCGGCUGCCUUUUGGUAUACAAUUGUAACCAUGACAACUUUGGGCUACGGUGACAUGGUUCCAGAGACAAUAGCUGGUAAAAUAGUUGGUGGUGUUUGUUCCCUCAGUGGAGUGUUGGUCAUUGCUCUUCCAGUACCUGUAAUUGUUUCAAACUUCAGUCGAAUAUACCAUCAAAAUCAGCGAGCAGACAAGCGCAAAGCCCAGCGAAAAGCACGUUUGGCUCGUAUUCGAAUUGCCAAGGCAUCAUCCGGUGCUGCAUUUGUUAAUAAAAAGAAAGCUGCCGAAGCUCGUUGGGCUGCCCAAGAAUCUGGCAUUGAAUUGGACGAUAGUUAUCGUGAUGAGGAUAUUUUUGAACUGCAACAUCAUCAUUUAUUAAGAUGCUUAGAAAAAACCACGGAUCGUGAAUUUGUUGAGCUUGAUACACCAUAUAAUGGUCAACCGAAACGUCCCGGUUCGCCAUCGCCUAUGGCAAGUCCAGCUCAUUCAACUAAUAGCGCUGUAGGCUUGAUGCAAUCAUGCUGUGGACGUUGUUGUUCACAGCGCUACCAGGCCUGCGGAAAAUACAUGCCAGCCUCAGGUAAUGCUCAAGGUAACCAAAACAACCAACCAAUGGAUGGGACAUAUUUAGUAGAAGCAUCGUUUUAAUAUGUUUUCAACAGAAAACUAUUUAUUUAUAUGCGUAUAAUAAAAAAAAAAAAAGAAAACAGGUCUAAAAAUCUAUACAAAAAAUACAUUCUUUCUCUAAGAUGAUGUGUGUGUUAUUAGUUAGAUUAAUUAGAUUAUUUUAUAAGAACCAAUCAUAUUCCAAAAGAAUUGCUUAAAAUAUAAAAAUAAAAAACUUUUAAAUUUAAAUUGUGAUAACUAGAACUAUUAAUUUUAGAAAUAAACAUGCAUACUUGCUACACUCUUCUUAAAACACACAGAAAAAAAUUAAUGAUAUCCUACUGAAAAAAUAAAACAGUAUUUGGAAAAUUGAACAGUUGAUUUGAAGAACAAGCAAAAAUAUUGUUAAAAAUAUAAAAACUGAAGAUUUCUAAAUAUCAUUAUUCAUUUCAUGUAGUUUCAAAAUUUGAAUUUAUCUCUCAUUGUACGAGUAGAAAAUAGCUCAGUCAAACUUCUGACCUGUGUCAAAACAAAAAAAUUACAAAAAUUUAAAUGUUAUAAAAGAAAAUAGUAAAAAUUACUUACAAAAAAAGAAAAAUAAUGUAGCAUUUAAAUAUUAUGCGUUUAAGAUGUUCUGUAAGAAAUUCCCUCUGAUAACAAAGACGUGUUUAAGUUUUUCAAGGAUACAAGGAAGUUUUUCAAGGAUACAAGAAAAACAAGUUUGAAAAAUCAAAUACAAAAUUAAGAAAUUCAUCCUUUAUUGCGAGUUGGGACUAUCAAUUGAUAGUUGAUAAAAAUUAAAUUUCGAUAUCUCAUUACAUAAUUAACAAAAGUUUUUAAAAUAGAGAUUUAUGCUCACUGUUAUUUAUUGAAAUGCUAUUUAAAAAAAAAAUACUUAUAACAAGAUGGACAAGUUUUCCCAUAAAUUAGGUUUUAGAAAUAUCAAAUUUUAGUAUUUAUCAAUUUUAUCAAUUGAUAGUUGACAAUAGCAACACGUGUUGAUACCUUCCUAUUUUGCAAAGAGAAUUUUUCCCAAAUUAAUAAUUUAUGUAAAUUCAACUUUGAAGUCGCUAUUUUAUUUAUUAAUCGAUGCCGUUUUUGUGGUAUAUGUUUGAUGAGGUAACCUUAUAUUUUUUUUUUAAUUUUCAAAAACAUCUUUCACAGCUACUUAGCAUAGUUCACCGAAACUCUUGUCGAAAAGAAUGCACUUUCAACAAAUUUUAUCGUAAUCC
Episyrphus balteatus (marmalade hoverfly) is the source of this 4219-nucleotide messenger RNA. RefSeq names its product potassium voltage-gated channel protein Shal (gene Shal). The coding region runs from base 1314 to 3029 and encodes 571 amino acids. Gene Ontology annotation, biological process: protein homooligomerization; potassium ion transmembrane transport. Gene Ontology annotation, cellular component: membrane; voltage-gated potassium channel complex. The transcript has 6 exons. Lineage: Eukaryota; Metazoa; Arthropoda; Insecta; Diptera; Syrphidae. The record is from RefSeq and is a predicted model, not a curated record. Gene Ontology annotation, molecular function: A-type (transient outward) potassium channel activity; protein binding.